AUGGGGGAUUUCAAUACCAUAAUGAGAGAAGAUGAAAAGAAGGGUGGACUAAAUCCUUUGCUGAUAUCAAUGUUGGAAUUUAAUAAUUGUCUCCAUAGCUGUGGUUUGAUCCAAGCACCAAAAAAUGGUCUAGAAUUUUCAUGGUGUAACAACAGAGCUGGUAAAAACAGAAUUGUGUGCAACCUUGAUAGAGUUGUCUUUAAUGAUAAAUGGUUAGAAAAAAUUUCAAGUUGGGGAUAUAAAGUUGGAAGUAGAAGGAUUUCAGAUCAUAGUACUUUAUACGGAGGAAAUGCUGACAUACCAAAGCCUAAGAAUACUCCAUUUAGAGCACUAAAAGUUUAUAAAACUCAUCCUGAGUUCUUGAACAUUAUUACAAAGUCUUGGGAACAAUAUUUGGAAGGCAAUCCUAUAUAUGUAUACAUAAGUAAAAUGAAAAGAUUAAAAAUAGAUUUGAAGGAAUGGAACUUGUCAGUAUUUGGAGAUGUUAACAAGAAGCUGAAGCAAAUAGAAGAUGAAGUAAUGGGAGCUACAACAGCUUCAGAUAAUAAUCCUUCAGACAACUUAUUGUUGAAUAAUCUUAUUACUGCAAGCGGUAAACAAGAAGUACUUCUUCAACAACAAAGAGAGAUUGUGCAUCAGAAGUCAAGAGUGAGUUGGUUAAAAGAUGGAGCAUCAAACUCAAAAUACUUCCAUAUUAAGAUGAGAUUAAGACAAGCUCAGAAUAUGAUAACUGAACUGAAAAAUGAUGCAGGAGUUGUUAUCACAGACCAAAAAGAUAUAGCAAAUGAGUUAGUCAAUCAUUAUGAAGAAAAGUUUAAAUAUCAAGAUGUUAACAUAGAUGAGAGUAUACUUACAAGUAUCCCCAAAGUUCUUACAAGUGAAGACAACAUCAUGAUAAAUGCCAUUCCUUCUGAUGAGGAAAUUAAAGCUGCAUUUUUUGAGUCGAAUCCAGAAAGUGCCCCUGGUCCUGAUGAAUUUGCAGGAUGGUUCUACAGGUUCUCAUGGGAGGUAAUUGGUGCUUAUUUAGUAAAGGCAAUACAAUUUUGCUGGAGUAAAAGUUUCAUUCCAAAUGGACUAAAUGCAAACAGCCUGAAAUUGCUUCCAAAAGUGAAGCAAAAUAGUUCAGACCAAUUGGUCUUAUGA
Molecule: messenger RNA, 1143 nt
Organism: Papaver somniferum (opium poppy)
Lineage: Eukaryota; Viridiplantae; Streptophyta; Magnoliopsida; Ranunculales; Papaveraceae
Exons: 1
Coding region: 1-1143 (380 amino acids)
Source: RefSeq, a predicted model, not a curated record